Molecule: messenger RNA, 2650 nt
Organism: Dendronephthya gigantea
Lineage: Eukaryota; Metazoa; Cnidaria; Anthozoa; Malacalcyonacea; Nephtheidae
Exons: 3
Coding region: 884-2503 (539 amino acids)
Source: RefSeq, a predicted model, not a curated record
UAGAUUUAGAUCUUCAGAUUUAGCUAUUCUUCACAUUGUAUAAAAAUGAGUUUUAGUGUUCGUCCGAGUGCAUUAUAUUCAGCUAAUUCAAUAAGGUUGUCCUCUGAAGGGCAAAAUGAAAACAUCAAAAUCUCGACCUGUACGACCGAAAAGCAAACCAGAUAUAAAAUAUAUUUUCUUCAUUAUUUAACUUUUUGCUAAAUUCUUUUAACAACACUCUUCAUGACAUUAUUUGAUAACCGCAUACAAAAUGUUGUGACCAAAUAGAAACAAUAUAAAUUAAUUUUAUUAUGUGAAGACCAAUGUGCCUUUCGGUCGUAUAGCGGUUGAAGUUCAGAGGCCGGUUGUUCAAAGCUAUAGGUUAGCGCUAACCCUGGGUUAAAUUUUAUAUGGUUCUGCACUGCUUUCCGUUCAAGAUUCUGAAAAAUAAGACUUCUAUUUAUCCACAAAAUAUUUAUGAGAAAACAUGUUCAACUGCAUAACUGAACAAUUAAAAACACUGAUCGGUAAAAAUUUGAGUAAACCUAUGGUUAAUUUAACCGGCUUUUGAACAACCGUACCGCCGUACCGGCCCCAGAGUUUUAUUAUUAAUGUUCUUUAUAGAAGACAACCUUAGCUGUAUGGUCGAUCGUUUUGUCGAUCGCACGUAACAACAAAAACUUCGGUUGCAGGUCACACUGUAAACUAUGAUGACAUAUCUGACAGAAAUCCAAUUAAGUGGAAUAAAAUCCAUAUCUCCGCGCAGUAUUUUAUUAAUUAACUUCUUUCAGUUUUUUGUAGGAGUACGGUGCUUAUCUCACAGCGGCGCAUAAUCGAUCAUUUACGGUAUUUUUAACGGGGUUUCAAAAAUUUCAAAAACACAAAGAGAAACGAGGAGGCGGCAAUGAUGCUUGAGACACAAAAUGAAUCUUCCGAAAGGAGGGAUGCCGCUGACGAAAGCCUGAAGAAAGCUAGACAGCUGACAAAUGAAGCAAUAAGUAUGACUAGAGAGAAAUCGUCAAACAACGAGGAGUUAAAUAAGAAGAUUGCCGAUGUCUUAAACAUUUUUGCUUUGCCUGUUAAAUGGUACCAGCAAGGGAAGAUCGACCCAGCGGCAAUAAUCAAGGGGCUCGACAGGGAAAUCGAGGAGAGAAGCCACGUAGUAAAUUCACCAAUCUUCCCACACAAAGAUAGCGCUGUGGAGCUUGCCAUUGAAGCCAGUGGAGGACGAGUUCUCAAUGCAGUGUACUACUCCGAGUACAAGUCCCCACAACCAGUAGGCCAGCCGAUCUUGCAGCCACCGACUUGCGUGAAAAUGUUUGAGCCGAGCAUUCAUCUGCAAGAAAGAUUUAUGCUGUUCAGCAAGGGAGGGGCCGCUGCUAAGUUCGUAUCGAAUAUGGAGUCGACAAGUAUUAAUGCUGGAUUUGCUGUGAAAGGUGUGUCCUUUCUGGCAGAAGUUGAGAGUUCUUUCGGAAUCCGUCGUGAAAAUUCCAGCGAAUACAACAUGAGAUCCACCUGCGACAACCUCUCAGUCCUGAAAUAUGAAGCUAUUACAAAGAAAGAAUUCCAAAUUGAAGAAGAUAAGAUGAGAUUGACCGAGCCAGCGCGAAGACAUGCAUUGAAUAUUGGAAAGACGGGAAGGCAUGCGGAUGAUGCUCGGUCUUUCAUGCGAUUAUAUGGCAGCCAUUACCCGAUCGGAGUUCAUAAACUGGGUGGAAUAUUCUACAGUAUCGCAGACGCCGAAAGUUAUACCAGGAUCGAAACAACCCAAUUCGCUAAGGAAGCGGUCACCAAACUGGAAAGUCAAAUUUCCGCUGGCUACCUGGGUGCAGGCUUUGAGGCAAAAGGGAAUGUGUCUGCCUCGUCGAAGGAAGCCGAGGAAGGUGAGCAACAGGAAGAAAGUGUCUUCUAUCGAUUUUCAAAGCAGGUGAUCGGGCCAGGGGCGUCCAAUCCCCAGACCUUUCGCCAGCUUUUGGAGUAUAACUCGACCUGGGCUAUUAUCGACCGUGGGCCACCGGAGGGUUACGUACCAGUGUGGCAACUGCUACGCCAAGAGGGUAAGGAGUAUCAAACCGCUGCUGAAAAACUCAAGCAAAUUUGGGGACAAGAUGAAGAAGAGAGAAAAAAGAUCUGGAAAAUGAAAAUCAGGACAGAAAGAGAUGAAAGGGAUAUGCAACAAGUAAAGAAAGAUCUGCUGAAAAUAAGAGAGGAAUUUCUUGGAAGGCGUUAUCGAAUUGGCAAGAGUUACAGACCCGUUAACGCCAAGCUGAAGAUCGAAAAGGAUUGGUUGGAACAUAAAGAUGCCUACGAUCAAGCUAUAGACUUCAUCAUGGAAGAUCCAUACUGUCGCAUUUGCAAAAUAGUAUAUUGGUGGCAUAUUUGUGGAGGCGGCUACUCGCUGAUGUGUUGGGAGGUCCCACGAGAAACCAAGUUCCUCCAAUUUGAUACGAUAUCAGGAGGGCACGUGCUGUUUUUCUCCGAAACUUGCUUCCAGUGGAAAGAUGACGUUCCGCUGCGUGGAUAAUUGCAAUGACGAGUUCAGCAAUCACUUUACAUUAAACGAGAUUCUAUUACAUUACGUGCACAUGUAGUCCAGAGCAUCGCUUGCAGUUAAUAAAAUUUUGCAAUAAAAUUCAGUUAAAUUCACAAGGUUCUACUCCGGACCCUUAUU